Meriones unguiculatus (Mongolian gerbil) is the source of this 1999-nucleotide messenger RNA. RefSeq names its product synaptonemal complex central element protein 1 (gene Syce1). NCBI's taxonomy places the organism in Eukaryota, Metazoa, Chordata, Mammalia, Rodentia, Muridae. The record is from RefSeq and is a predicted model, not a curated record. The transcript is spliced from 15 exons. The coding region runs from base 651 to 1553 and encodes 300 amino acids. Gene Ontology annotation, cellular component: synaptonemal complex. Gene Ontology annotation, biological process: synaptonemal complex assembly.
AAGGGCGGUCCCAUCAUGUCCCUUUGCAGGGUCGUGCUGGGCAGGCAGUGGUUUGGGGUCCCCGGCAAAGCUGUUAGCUGCCCACCCAGCGCAGUGAGCGCAGAUCGUGCCGAGCGAGCCCUCCCUUGGGCGUCGGCGUGUCUGCAACACACUUCAGGACAGUGUGGAUCGCAGCAGAGGAUCCCUGUAGGCUCGCGAGGUUUCCGUCAGCGGCUGCGGUGCAGGCCAAAUCCUGCGGUCGAGAAUUCCUUCUCCCUGUCAGUUUGUUCUAGUUAGCUGAUUAACUCUUCAUUCGCUAGUUAAAGCGCUGCCUGCCGGAUUCAAGUUCUCUAAAUUACGAGGCAUCUCUCUAGCGUAGGGAUUUCUUAAGCCUCCUGUAUCAACCAUCCUAUUUGACACAGAAGCUUUGGAAAGUCUGUGCUUGUUUUGCUUUGGGGAAUAAAGGCUCUCACAUUUAUUGAAGGUUUGUGCAUAUUAAUACGAUCUGAGAAGAAAGCAAAGCAUAAUUCCGAAUAGAUUGUCUUUCGAGGUGUAACCUGCAAACCAAUAGUCCUAAGGAAUCUUGGUAGCAUUUGUACAAUCAAACCUGGGCUGGGAGAGACUAACGGAGUUCAGCUAAUCUUCAGUCAACACAGCGAAGGGGGCAGCACAUGUCCACAGAGAAAAUUGAAGACUUAAUGGAAAUGGUGAAAAGGUUGCAGAAAGUAGGAAGUCUAGAGCCCCGGAUUGAGGUCCUGAUCAACCGCAUUAAUGAGGUUCAACAAGCAAAAAAGAAAGCUGGCGAGGAGCUUGGAGAGGCCCAGACUGUCUGGGAUACCCUGCAGAAGGAACUGGACUCAUUACAUGAAGAGAAAGAGCGUCUGAAGGAUAUCUUGAACAAAAAGCAAGAAACCCUGAGGAUUAUGCGGCUGCACUGCCAGGAGAAGGAAAGUGAGGCAGAGAGGAAGCACAGCAUGCUGCAGGAAUGUAAAGACAGGAUUUCUUUCCUGAACUCUCAGAUCGACAAUGAAAAGGACAAACUAAGACGACUGAGGUUGGAUUUUGAAAAACAGCUGGAGACUUUGAUGAGCCAACAUAAGGACCUCUUGGAAUUUCAUAAGCCUGAACACCUGGCAAAGGAGACGGAUGAUUUGGACAGCAGCAAGGAGCAGCUGCUCAAGGAAGAGAAACUGAUCGAGUUAAAGCUGGAGGAUGUGAAACAUCGGCUGUUUGCCCUGUGUGGGCCUGAGGAAUCUUCCAGCUUUGCUGAUGGGCUCUUCCUCCGAAGCCACGAGGCAGCUGCAGCAAUGCAGAUGUUUAGGGAGGAAAACCAGAAAGCUGAGGAGCUCCUUGAGGCUGCAGCUCAGCACCACCAGCAGCUGCAGGAGAGGUGCCAAGAGCUACAGCAGAAACGGCAGAUGCUGAAAGAAGAAGUGGAAAAGCAUGGGUUACAGAUCCUUUCUCAAGUUCAGAAUAUGCAAGAUGAAGGAGACAGCUCACAGAGGAUGGCCAGUCCCAAGCCCUUAGGAGUCCAUGAGGAGAAAGUCCAAGAGCACCCACCAAGCAGGACCUGAUGCUCUCCUCAGCCUGGAGGAAUACUAACCUCAAUAUCACAUGAGGCUGUUUGAAAUAAAGGAGCUUUUUUGUAGAACUUGCUUCAUCAGAGUAUGUGCUGAGUAGAAGAAGGUGAUGGGCCAACCCUCUCAAGUGUUUGAACUUGGAGAUGUCUUGGCUCAGUUUUGAAUCUCUACUGGCUACAUAGGUCCACACUAUAGGCCCUAAGUAAAUGCUUUUCCUGUCUGUUGCUCACCAUGAGUAUCUGAUACACUCUUCUGAUCUUGGACAGAAGGGUACAGAUCUGGACUUUUUCCCAGCCUCUGUGAAGCUACCCAGUAGUUUAAUUGCUUCAUGUAGGCCCGGAUAGCAUAGACUUCGAAACAAAAGGAAGAUACAUCAUCAGCUCUUAGUGCAUGUUAUCAUCCACCUCAUUCUUCAAGCAAAUAAAUGAAAUUUGAGUCUG